This is a messenger RNA of Puntigrus tetrazona (Sumatra barb), 4636 nucleotides long. It is a transcript of the gene txlnba, whose product is annotated as taxilin beta a. NCBI's taxonomy places the organism in Eukaryota, Metazoa, Chordata, Actinopteri, Cypriniformes, Cyprinidae. Gene Ontology annotation, molecular function: syntaxin binding. The coding region runs from base 163 to 2583 and encodes 806 amino acids. The record is from RefSeq and is a predicted model, not a curated record. The transcript is spliced from 10 exons.
UUUCCACUGGAGGUUAUUUUGAGGGGCUCAUGCUGUCAGCUGUUGUCUCGAGUCCUUUUGGACCCUCCUCACUUCUCUUUUUCACUCUGAUAAAAGCGUGGACUGACUGGUUCAUUGUCCUGCUUUUCUAUUCGAACCCGAACGGACACGUGUGGGCAGAUUAUGGAGGGCAGUGACCAGACCUCUGAGAAUGCCAAUGAACAAGUCAAUGGUCCAGAGGAGCAGGCGGUGGACCCCAUGGAGGACUUUAGCAGGCAGCUAGAAGAUAUAAUCAACACGUACGGAGCAGCAUCCAACCUGAUGCAGGAGCAGAUCUCCAUCCUGGAGUCUGAGGAGAAAAAGGAAGAGGAGGCAAACGCUGAUAAAGAGGCUGGCCCACAAGAAGCUGGUGCCAGUCCAGAGAAAGAGCAGACAGCCGAUAAGAAACUCCUCAAGGGCCUGGGUAAAGAGGCCGCAUCCUUAUUGCAAAGCCUGAACAAGCUCGGCUCACCAGAAGAGAAAGUGGAAAUGGUGUUGAAGAAAUACACUGAGCUGGUGGAGGAACACAGGACUGAGAAGAAACAGCUGGAGCAGCUUCAGCAGAGACAGGGUCUUCUGGUCAAGCAGAGAGAUCAGCUUCAGUUCGAGCACAGUCGUGCCAUCCUGGCCCGCAGCAAGCUGGAGAUGCUCUGCAGGGAGCUUCAGAGACAUAACAGGACUCUAAAGGAGGAGAGUCUGCAGAGGCUGCGGGAGGAUGAAAUGAAGCGGAAGGAGAUCUCUGCUCAUUUCCAGAGCACGCUAGUGGACAUUCAGAAUCAGAUCGAGCAGCACAGUAACCGCAACAACAAGCUGUGCCAAGAGAACAGUGAGCUGGCCAGCAAACUCAAGACCAUCAUAGAGCAGUAUGAGAGAAGAGAACAGAGCUUAGAGAAGAUAUUCAAACACAGAGAUCUGCAGCAGAAACUGUCUGAUGCCAAGCUGGAAGAAGCCAACAUGCUACUCAAUCAAGCUGAGGAGAAGCACAAAAGAGAGAAGGAAUAUUUACUCACUCAGGCUGCAGAGUGGAAACUACAGGCUAAAGAGCUGAAAGAGCAGCACACUGUCAUGCAGGCCCAGCUUGUGUUGUACUCCCAGAAGUUCGAUGAGUUCCAGAACACACUAGCAAAAAGCAAUGAAAUCUACAUUACUUUCAAACAGGAGAUGGAGAAGAUGACAAAGAAGAUGAAAAAGCUGGAAAAGGAAUCAAGUAUAUGGAAGACUCGGUUUGAAAGCUGCAAUAAAGCUCUUGUUGAAAUGAUUGAGGAGAGAUCAGAAAAGGCCAAAGAGUUUGAACUCUUCACUUUGAAAAUCGACCGUCUGGAGACUCUGUGCCGAGCACUGCAGGAUGAAAGAAAAAGUUUAUAUGCCAAGAUUAAAGAAAUACGGUCCUCAGAAAAGGUGACUCUAGCACCUGUGGUGGACUUGCCCCAAGUAGAUGAGCUUCCAGAGCUUGUCGAACUUCCAAAGCCAGCUACCAACCCAAUGCUGACUGCAGAAAUGAAGAGGUUGCGAGAGGAGCAGAUCCGUCUGCAGGAGUUUGCAGCUUCCUUGGUAAGCUCCAUAGAUGAUGCUGAAGAGUCUGAUACUGAAGAAGAGAAGGCGGCAGAAAAGUUUCCAGCAGUUCCUGAGGUUCCCAAACCUGAGUCUAACAAACCAGCAGAUAAACCAGAGUCAACACAAGAUAAACCCUCUAACACAGAAGAAAACAAACCAGAGGUUGCUAGAGUAAACGAAGAGAAGCCAUCAGAGCCUGCUAAUUCUGAACCCGCCAAAGCUGAGACAGAAACCAAACUUCCUCAAGAUCCUCUACAACCAGAGAUCACUGAACAACAGACAGGAAAACAGGAGACCGCCAAAGAGGAUGCAAGCCAGAAAGAUGUGACAAAAACAGAAGAGACGAUCAAACAGGAAUCCACUCAGCCAAAGCCUGUCAUGAAAGAUGAAGCUGUUAAACCUGAGCUACCUGAACCAGAGCCACACAAACAAGAGCCCCUCAAAGAGGAGCAGCCAAAGCCUGUCUUGAAGGAAGUUAACAAAGAUGAAGCUAUUAAAUCUGAGCUACCUGAAUCAGAGACGCCCAAACAAGAGCCCCUCAAAGAGGAGCAGCCAAAGCCUGUCUUGAAGGAAGUUAACAAAGAUGAAGCUAUUAAAUCUGAGCUACCUGAAUCAGAGACGCCCAAACAAGAGCCCCCCAAAGAGGAGCAGCCAAAGCCUGUCUUAAAAGAAGAUAGCAAAGAUGAAGCUGUUAUAACUGAGCUACCUGAAUCAGAGACGCCCAAACAAGAACCUCUCAAAGAGGAGCAGCCAAAGCCUGUCUUGAAGAAAAUUACCAAAGAUGAAGCUAUUAAAUCUGAGCUGCCUCAACCAGAGAUGCCCAAACAAGAGCCCCCCAAAGAGGAAAAUGCUGAGAAAGCCACAGCUGCCUCUGAGGAAGCUAGAGCACCGGCGACAAAACCUAAAGCCCCAAAAUCCCAAGAGGCAAAAGCAAAAGCCGGCAAAGUCCAGCCUAAAAAACAAGCUGCGCCCAAGAAGAAAGGUUCUGCAAAGGGCCCUAAUAAAAGCUAAGCCGAAAUGCAUUACCAAAGUUUUUCUUUUUAUUGUUUCUAGAUCAGUUUGUUUGUGUACUUAGUGUACUUGGUUUGUGUACCAAGUCUUGCUGUUGAUGAGUUUAAAGGCCACAUUUGUCAAGUUUUGUCUAGUCAGUGUGUUACUCCUGUCAGCAUCUGUUGGUGUCUGUCCUUGCUUUUUUCUGAACUGAAUGUUGAUUCAGCAUUUAUAAAGUCUUGGUAUGCUUGAGAAAUGAUGUAGGCCUAAUGUUCUUGGUUGGUGUGCAUUGUCUGUGUAGUGUGAAUUGAACUCAUAAGUUAAUACAGACGAUGACAAACUGGUCUUUAUGAACUUUUGAAUAUAAAGAUGAGUUUCUAGCUUCCUGUAAUAAGGACUUUUUUCCACUUGUAAUACUUUCUUCAAUACCUUCAAAUAAAUGUCUGCAUUUGACAAUCCUAUAAAAUGUGACUAUGACUAAUACAAUAUAUAUAAUUUAUUCCUAUUAAUAAGUAAGGGAUUAUCAAUAGGUUGCUGUGCAUCACAAGAUUUUAAAUGUAUGAUGUGGGGGCCUAGAACUAUCUGAUGCAAAGCAUAUUUAGUUUUGUUUUUAGAAAGUUUGUACUAGUUUGCACUAGUUUGAAAACACCCACUUUUGCCUCAUUCUUUUUUUCUUUUUUUUUUACAGUGUGAAGGCAAGGUCGUAUGAAUUUCUGAACAGCUUGUUUUAAAAACUUCCCAGUACAUUAUGACAAGUGCUUUGAACAUUAAAAUCCAAUUUACCAGCUAAUUACUCCGUAUAGAGUUACCAUAAAAACGGAAGGUCAAAGACAGAAAUCUAAAGAUAACUAUCUGUGUGUUUCUCAGACACAUAAGGUCAAUAAAAUCAAUAUCAUAUUUGCAAAUGCGCUCAUACAUGCUUAUGUCCAGGAAAACCAAUCUUGUUUGUUUUCUCUUUUUUUCCCACUCUUUCCUGCUUCAGUUUUCUCACACAGAACAGCCUCCUGGACAUAACCAGUCUGGUUUCAGUGGAAAUUCAACCUUGUCACAGUUGUUGCAGCUUUAAAGACCCUACUCCAAAGAAUUUUCGAAAUUUUCUUUUCUUCAAUACUUAUCUUGUUGGAUCCAUUUGCUGCUUUUGACAUAGUUCACCACAGGAUCCUCCUGUCAAGGGCAUCUCAGGAACCAGACUCCAGUGGCUUGAAUCUUACCUCUCAGAUAGGUCCCUUAAGGUAUUUUGUAGAGGUGAGAAAUCCAAGUCGCAACAUCUAACUACUGGGGUGCCUCAGGGCUGAGUUCUUGGACCACUUCUUUUCCCUGUCUAUAUGGCAUAAUUAGGUUUUUCAUGUCACUGCUAUGCUGACGAUACUCAAAUGUAUCCGACAAUAGCUGCUUGAAUCUUAGAACACACAUCUCUUGCUGGAUGAAGCAUCAUCACCUUUAACUUUUUUUUUGCCAAGACAGAACUGCUUGUGGUUCCAUCAAACUCAUUAUUUCAUCAUAAUUUCAGCAUCCAGUUAGGCACAUCAUCCAUAUAUCCUUCAAAACAGACAGAAACUUUGUAGUUAUGACUGACAACUUUCUGAGACUAUAUUGCUAAAACUACAGAUUUGCUUUAUUCAACAUCAGGAAGAUCAGGCCCUUUCUUUUGGAAAAUGCUUCCCAACUCUUUUUUCAAGCUUUUGUUUUGUCCAGGCUGAACUAUCACUAGAUGGCUGUAUUUUUUCUAUUCUGCUGUUUUCUUUUAUAUUUAUUUCAGAAUUUUAAAAAAACAACUUGUUACGUGCACUGUGUUAGUCUAACUGAGACUUGUCAUAGCACUUGCAUAUCACUGCUCCUUUGUUGAUUUUGAUUGCUUCCAUUGUCCUCUUUUGUAAGUCCAAUUUAAUUUAUUGACUUUUCAGCAUCAUUACAGAUUCAAAAAGGAAGAAAUUACUAAAAAAGAAUACACAGAGUUCUUAUAAAGUCUGUAAUCAUUCAAAAGUCUACACACACAGGGAAUAGGUGAUCUGAGUGUUUUUAGAUAAAAGCAUCUGCAUGCUAAAUGAUUAAAUAUAUGCAAUAGAAAUGUAAA